This is a messenger RNA of Salvia splendens (bonfire salvia), 1186 nucleotides long. Its product is annotated as TRAF-type zinc finger domain-containing protein 1. The coding region runs from base 327 to 950 and encodes 207 amino acids. The transcript has 5 exons. Gene Ontology annotation, cellular component: mitochondrion. Lineage: Eukaryota; Viridiplantae; Streptophyta; Magnoliopsida; Lamiales; Lamiaceae. The record is from RefSeq and is a predicted model, not a curated record.
UCAUCAAAUUCUUCGUCGUCAAAUUGGACUUUCUCUCUCAUCUCACACUCUCUCUUCCUAGUCCCCAAAAGUCUCUACGUACGCAUUGUUAAAACCUAAAAUCCUCUCGCCUAAUUGAUCUGAUCGUCCCUAUUAUCGGAGCGCAGAGGUCGUCAAUUCUUCCGGCGAUCAUUUUCCUGCGAUAAUUGAUUAGAAUUCAUUUGUGUUGACCUAAUUCUUCCGAUGAUCAAUUUUUUGAUUGUUUAUUUGAUAUUUCGUCUCUGAAUUUGUGAAUAUUGCUACUGUUUUUUCUGUGCGGCAGUGCUUUCCUGUUUUCAAAGAGGGGAAUGGCUGGAGUUUCUGAUGAUCAGGUCACUAGCGUAUGCGGUCACUGUGACAGAGCUAUUCCAUCUUCCAAUAUUGACUUGCAUUUCGCUCACUGCUCCCGGAAUCUGGAGAAGUGUAAAGUGUGUGGGGAUAUGAUACCCCGAAAACAUACAGAGGAGCACUUUCUGAGUACCCAUGCCCCGGUCUGUUGUUCCCUGUGCAGUGAGACUAUGGACCGUGAUAUUUUAGAUGUUCACAAAGGAGAAAAUUGCCCGAAAAGAAUUGUGACUUGUGAAUAUUGUGAAUUUCCACUGCCUGCAAUUGAUCUAUUAGAGCACCAGGUAGAAGUUUGUGGAAAUCGGACAGAGUUAUGCUACAUGUGCCAUAAAUAUAUAAGACUUCGAGAGAUGCAUAGCCAUGUAAGCAGAUGCACUGGUGCUGUUAGUACCGUAGCUGAGUCAUCAAGGAACACGAGGGCAAUGGAAAGGGAAAGGGAAAGGGAAAGGGCUGCAGGUGCUCCGAGGAGGCAACCGCGUGAGUUUUCACCAAGGCGUCUACUGUUUACUAUUGCAAUAACCGGGAUUGCUGUUCUAUUAGGUUCGCUUUUCUUCCAGAGGAAGCCAGGCCCCACUCCAGUCAACUAAGAAUGCUUUUCUUUCUAGGCUACUACUGAUUACACCAUCUUACUUGGUUUACGUCUAAUGUUGGUUGCGCCUGUAUAAUUCCCGACAUGGUUGUAGUGUUGAAAGAUUUGAGCGCAUGGAUCUUUGUAUCAACUGAGACACAUUAUUGUCCCAUUCGGUAAAUAGUCUUAUUUGUAAAAAGGGAACCAAAUCUUAUUUGAACCGGGAAAGAAUAAAUCGUCCGUUCUUUUUCCAAA